AUGUCAGGAAUUUUACAUAAUUAUUUUGCUAUUAAUGAUAUAAUAGAACUUUCGAAAAUAAUAUGUAAUAUGGCCUAUCAUGUUGGCAUAUCAAAUUCUUACGAAGAAAUGUGUGAUCAUAUUUACUACUUUUUAGGUAGCAUGAUAGCUGAUAAGGUAACUGAUAAAGGUAUAUUUAAUGCAGAUAUUCAUACAUAUUAUGUAGGAUUAUAUAAUGCAAGUGUAAAAAGUAAAUGUAAGUAUCCUAUUUUUUAUAUUAACAUAAAGGAUUUUAAAAAAAUGAAAAUAUUUUACGAUUAUACUAAAAAUUUUGCAAGUAUAAAAAUUGCUCUUAAUAAUAGUAAUAAGAAAUGUAUCUCUGAACAUAAAAAAUACCUUGAUGGUGCAACUGUGAUAUAUAACCAUCUAAAGAAUGAAUGUAAUUCAAGCGAUAGUAAAGAAUAUUGUAAUUUAUAUAAAAAAUUAUUACAAAGUAAUAAUAAUAAAAUCGAACCAUUAACAUGUACAGAAAUUGAAGAUUCAUCCUUACAAUUAUCCACAGUUAUUGAAGGUAUAUCCUUGCAACCAUCCAUAAGGAUUGAAGGUUCCCAUAAAAACGAAGUAGCAUUAUUCAAUUCUGAUUAUACUCAACAUAAGUCAUCUAAAUUAUCUCUUUAUCUAUUAAUUCUUUUCAUUGCUAUAUGCAUUAUUUUCCCUUUUUUAUAUAAAUUUUCUCCAACUGGAACACAAAUAAAAACAAAUUUCAAAGAUAGCGAAGAUGUAUGGAGAAAAUUAAUAGAUACAGGAAAAUAA
Plasmodium gonderi is the source of this 792-nucleotide messenger RNA. Its product is annotated as variable surface protein. Bases 1 to 792 code for a protein of 263 amino acids. Lineage: Eukaryota; Apicomplexa; Aconoidasida; Haemosporida; Plasmodiidae. The transcript has 3 exons. The record is from RefSeq and is a predicted model, not a curated record.